Messenger RNA from Mycosarcoma maydis (corn smut), 996 nucleotides. RefSeq lists its product as uncharacterized. The transcript has 2 exons. The coding region runs from base 1 to 996 and encodes 331 amino acids. The record is from RefSeq and is a predicted model, not a curated record. NCBI's taxonomy places the organism in Eukaryota, Fungi, Basidiomycota, Ustilaginomycetes, Ustilaginales. Gene Ontology annotation, cellular component: fungal-type vacuole; plasma membrane.
AUGGUGCUCGUUUCCGAUUGCCAUCAUGUCGACCUACGACCCGACUCUCCCUGCAACGCAAAGAACUCGAAUUAUGGUUUUCAGCCAGAACUCUGGGUGGGCAUUCUCUUUUCCACCCUGUUCGGUCUUACGAUGCUCAUUCACAUUGGCCUGCUGGUCUUUUACCGCGGUUUGCCCAAGUUUAUGAUUGUCGCCGUCGUCGCCGCUGCAGGAGAGUUGGCAGGAUGGAUAGCUCGAACCUAUGGACAUGUGGACCCUUUCAAUCGCGACGCAUACAUAGCCCAGAUCGUCUGUCUGAUUCUCAGCCCGGCUUUCAUCAGUGCGGUCAAUUACAUGGCCUUUCAAAACGUCAUGGAUUUCUACGGCAGCAAGUGGUCGCGCAUCCCUCGCAAGUACUAUGUGAUUGGCUUCUGCAUUGGUGACCUUUGCUCGCUCGUCGUUCAAGCCAUCGGUGGUGCACUCUCUGCCGAGGCAACGACGCAAGACGAGGUGAACCUCGGCAAAAACAUUGCCAUCGCCGGUGUCAGCAUCCAAGUCGCCGUUUCAGCACCGUUCAUGUUUCUCUACCUCGACUACAGCUUUCGACGUCUCCGAGAGUGGGGCAACUUGUCCAAAAGCCAACGACCGUAUCCAAAGCUCGAAAUCUUCAACGCCGUCAUCGGUAUCAGCACCCUCUUUAUUCUGAUCCGUUGCAUCUACCGUAUUGUCGAAAUGUCCGAAGGAUGGCUUGGUAGACUGGCUACGACACCCGUCUACUUUAACAUUCUCGACGCUCUCAUGAUCCUACUUGCGGUCGGUAUCUUUAUCCCCUUCUACCCAGCAUGGCUCUUGCCUCCAAACAAGGACAAGGGCGCAGUCUACAAUGCCGCCGAGUUUGCUCCAGUGCAACACUUCAGCAUGUCUGACAAGUGCUACCCUCAGACUAGCACCGCAGCGACAACAACGCCUGUAGGUUCUACCUCUCCCAGCUCUUAUCACGGUCACAGCCAAGCUUAG